Messenger RNA from Octodon degus (degu), 4429 nucleotides. RefSeq names its product DExH-box helicase 29 (gene Dhx29). The record is from RefSeq and is a predicted model, not a curated record. The transcript is spliced from 27 exons. Gene Ontology annotation, cellular component: intracellular anatomical structure. Gene Ontology annotation, molecular function: RNA binding; RNA helicase activity; ATP binding. The coding region runs from base 116 to 4219 and encodes 1367 amino acids. Gene Ontology annotation, biological process: translational initiation. Lineage: Eukaryota; Metazoa; Chordata; Mammalia; Rodentia; Octodontidae.
CGGAGCAGCAGUCCCGGAGCCCGGAUGGAGCGCCCUUGCUGGCUGCGCUGGACCUGGGGCACCUGUGCGAGAGCCCGAGCGUGGACGUGCGAGAGUCACCUGCCACAGCUGUAGCAUGGGUGGCAAGAACAAGAAACACAAGACCCCGGGGGCCGCGGCGGUCCGGGCCGCCGUGUCUGCUUCCAGAGCCAAAUCUGCGGAGGCCGGAGCUGCCGGGGAAGCCCAAAGCAAGAAGCCAGUGGCCAGGCAGUCCCCCGCCGGCGCAGCCAGCGCCCGGGAGCCCCGAGUCAAGCAAGGUCCCAAAAUUUAUAGUUUCAAUUCUUCAAAUGAUGCUGGUGGUCCUGCGAAUUUGGAUAAAUCUAUUUUGAAAGUGGUGAUUAAUAACAAGCUAGAACAAAGAAUUAUUGGAGUGAUCAAUGAGCAUAAAAAGCAAAAUAAUGACAAGGGGGUGAUUUCUGGAAGACUUACGGCCAAAAAAUUACAGGAUUUAUACAUGGCUUUACAAGCCCUUUCAUUUAAGACGAAGGACAUUGAAGAGGCCAUGGCCAGCACGCUCUCGCAUGGCGGUGACCUUCACUCUGCUUUGGACUGGCUCUGCCUAAACCUUCCAGAUGAUGCACUUCCUGAAGGAUUCAGUCAGGAAUUUGAAGAGCAACAACCUAAAAACAGGCCGAAGUUUCAGUCCCCUCAAACACAAGCCCCUGUUGCACCUCUACCGCAGAUUAGAACCAAAAAAGCGGAAGAAGACCUUAAGGUCAAGCCAAAAAAGGAAGAAAAAAAUGUGGAAAUAAAUAUGAAAGAGUGGAUUUUGAGAUAUGCUGAACAACAAAAUGAAGAAGAAAAGAAUGAAAAUUCUAAAAGUUUAGAAGAGGAGGAGGAAGAGGAAAAAUUUGACCCCAACGAAAGGUACCUGCAUCUUGCAGCAAAACUUCUGGAUGCAAAGGAACAAGCAGCUACGUUUAAACUAGAAAAAAAUAAGCAGGGCCAAAAAGAGACUCAAGAAAAAAUAAGGAAAUUGCAAAGAGAAAUGGAAACUUUAGAAGACCAUCCAGUAUUCAAUCCAGCCAUAAAGGUAUCACAUCAACAAAUUGAAAGAAAGAAGCCUCCUAUAGCCACAGACGGGGAAAAUACUUUGGACUUUAAUUUAUUUGAAAAGUCUACACCUGCUGCCGCCGAUGAGAAAGAUAAAAAGAAAGACCCUCAUGAUGUAAGAAAUUUUGACUAUACUGCUCGAAGCUGGACUGGAAAGUCUCCCAAGCAAUUUCUAAUUGAUUGGGUCAGAAAGAAUCUUCCCAAGAGUCCAAAUCCUUCCUUUGAAAAAGUUCCAGUAGGUCGAUACUGGAAAUGUAGGGUGAGAGUGAUCAAGUCCGAUGACGAUGUCCUGGUGGUGUGCCCCACUAUCUUAACAGAGGAUGGCAUGCAGGCUCAGCACUUGGGCGCGACGUUAGCCCUUUACCGCCUAGUGAAAGGGCAGUCCGUGCAUCAGCUACUCCCCCCCACUUACCGGGACGUCUGGCUGGAGUGGAGUGAUGCCGAGAAGAAAAGGGAAGAAUUAAGUAAGAUGGAAAGCAACAAGCCCCGUGAUCUUUUUAUUGCCAAACUUUUGAAUAAGUUGAAACAGCAGCAGCAACAACAGCAUACUGAAAAUAUGAAAGAAAACUCGGACGAUCCUGAGGAAUCUUGGGAAAAUUUAGUUUCUGACGAGGAUUUUUCUGCUCUGUCCUUGGACUCUGCAAACGCGGAAGAUUUGGAACCUGUUAGAAACCUUUUUAGAAAGUUACAAAGUACACCGAAGUACCAGAGACUGCUGAAGGACAGACAGCAGUUACCCGUGUUCAAACACAGGGACGCGAUUGUGGAAACGCUCAAACGGCACCGGGUGGUAGUUGUGGCGGGGGAGACAGGGAGCGGCAAAAGCACUCAGGUCCCGCACUUUCUGUUGGAAGACUUGCUUCUCAGUGAGGGGGGAGCGAGUAAGUGUAGCCUUGUGUGCACCCAGCCGCGAAGGAUCUCCGCAGUGAGCUUGGCCACCAGGGUGUGUGACGAGCUGGGCUGUGACGGCGGCCCCGGAGGACGGAAUUCUUUAUGUGGAUAUCAGAUCAGGAUGGAGUCUCGUGCUAGCGAGUCCACCAGGUUGCUUUAUUGUACAACAGGAGUUCUGCUAAGAAAACUCCAGGAAGAUGGCCUCCUAAGCAGUGUGUCUCAUGUCAUUGUGGACGAGGUUCAUGAGAGAAGUGUCCAGUCAGAUUUCCUGCUGAGUAUCCUGAAAGAAAUUCUCCAGAAGCGUUCUGAUCUGCACUUGAUUCUGAUGAGUGCCACUGUAGACAGUGAAAAGUUUUCUACGUAUUUCACACAUUGUCCCAUUCUCAGAAUUUCCGGAAGAAGUUUCCCCGUUGAGGUUUUUCAUCUGGAAGAUAUAAUAGAAGAAACAGGAUUUGUACUCGAGAAAGACUCAGAAUAUUGUCAGAAAUUUCUGGAGGAAGAAGAAGAAAUAACCAUUAAUAUUACAAGCAAAGCUGGAGGAAUAAAGAUUCAGGAAUGCGUGCCAGUUCAGACUGGAGGAGGUGCUAACUUAAAUCCAUUUUACCAGAAGUACAGCAGCCGCACUCAGCAUGCUAUUCUCUGCAUGAACCCUCAUAAAAUCAACCUGGACCUCAUUUUGGAACUUCUUGUAUAUUUAGACAAAAGCCCUCAGUUCAGAAAUAUUGAAGGAGCAGUGUUGAUCUUUUUACCAGGCCUUGCUCAUAUUCAACAGUUAUAUGAUCUCCUAUCAAAUGAUAGAAGAUUCUAUUCUGAACGAUAUAAAGUGAUAGCUCUGCAUUCUAUUCUUUCAACUCAAGACCAAGCUGCAGCAUUCGUGCCUCCCCCUGCAGGAGUCAGGAAGAUUGUUUUAGCAACAAAUAUUGCAGAGACGGGUAUCACUAUUCCAGAUGUUGUAUUUGUAAUUGAUACUGGAAGAACAAAAGAAAACAAGUACCAUGAAAGCAGUCAGAUGAGUUCUUUGGUCGAGACUUUUAUCAGUAAAGCUAGUGCCCUGCAGCGCCAGGGGAGAGCUGGGCGGGUCAGAGACGGCUUCUGUUUCCGACUCUACACACGAGAAAGAUUUGAAGGUUUCACGGACUAUUCUGUUCCUGAGAUUUUGCGUGUACCUCUGGAAGAAUUGUGUCUUCACAUUAUGAAAUGUAAUCUGGGUUCUCCCGAAGAGUUCCUCUCCAAAGCCUUGGAUCCGCCUCAGCUCCAAGUCAUCAGCAACGCAAUGAAUUUACUCCGCAAAAUUGGAGCUUGUGAACUCAGCGAGCCUAAGCUGACGCCGCUGGGCCAGCACCUGGCAGCUUUACCCGUGAAUGUCAAGAUUGGCAAGAUGCUUAUUUUUGGUGCCAUAUUUGGCUGCCUUGAUCCAGUGGCAACACUGGCAGCGGUUAUGACAGAAAAGUCUCCUUUUGUCACACCAAUUGGUCGAAAAGAAGAAGCAGAUCUUGCAAAAUCAGCGUUGGCCAUUGCAGAUUCAGACCACUUGACGAUCUACAAUGCAUAUCUAGGAUGGAAGAGAGCACGGCAAGAGGGAGGCUAUCGCUCUGAGAUCACUUACUGUCGGAGGAACUUCCUUAAUAGAACGUCGCUGUUGACCCUAGAGGAUGUAAAGCAGGAAUUAAUAAAGUUGGUUAAAGCAGCCGGAUUUUCAUCUUCUACAACCUCUACCAGCUGGGAAGGAAAGAGAGCCUCGCAGACACUCUCUUUCCAAGAAAUCGCCCUUCUUAAAGCUGUGUUGGCUGCAGGACUGUAUGACAAUGUGGGGAAAAUAAUCUAUACAAAGUCAGUGGAUGUUACAGAAAAGUUGGCUUGUGUGGUGGAGACGGCCCAAGGCAAAGCGCAAGUACAUCCAUCCUCGGUCAAUCGCGAUCUACAGACUUAUGGAUGGCUUUUAUAUCAGGAGAAGAUAAGGUAUGGCAGAGUGUAUUUAAGAGAAACAACCCUAGUAACUCCUUUUCCAGUUUUACUCUUUGGUGGUGAGAUAGAAGUUCAACACCGGNNNNACUUUCUCUGUCUCACCGGCUCCUUUCCACAGGCCCCUGUAAAGAUAGCUGUCAUUUUCAAGCAGCUAAGAGUCCUCAUCAAUUCUGUUUUAAGAAAAAAGCUUGAAAAUCCAAAGAUGUCCCUUGAAAAUGACAAGAUUCUCCAGAUCAUUACAGAAUUGAUAAAGAUGGAGAACAGCAAUUGAUACUGAAAUCUAUGAUCACCUGCUUUAAAAUUCAGCUGAAAAUACAAUCGUGAAAAUAUGUGGACGUGGACCAUCAGAGAGUUUUCUUACCUAAAAUGCUGGUACUAGCCGGAACCUAAGAGGUGGCAGGAAAGAAGCACAUAUUUGAACAUGUGUGAUUUUCUAGUUCCUUUUUAAUGAUUACUCUCAGUAUAUUUGCCACUACAUUUA